Messenger RNA from Liolophura sinensis, 2999 nucleotides. RefSeq names its product cysteine sulfinic acid decarboxylase-like. The transcript has 13 exons. Gene Ontology annotation, molecular function: carboxy-lyase activity; pyridoxal phosphate binding. NCBI's taxonomy places the organism in Eukaryota, Metazoa, Mollusca, Polyplacophora, Chitonida, Chitonidae. Bases 128 to 1834 code for a protein of 568 amino acids. Gene Ontology annotation, cellular component: cytoplasm. Gene Ontology annotation, biological process: carboxylic acid metabolic process. The record is from RefSeq and is a predicted model, not a curated record.
GACAGACGCGUGGUUAGGCUGGGGAUUUUCCUAUAAUCGCCUGCCAAUAACAAAUAAACGAGGCCAAUAUCUACACCUAUAGAAGUGGAGGGGGCGUGUCACAGAUAAAUCACGUGCAAGACAGAAUAUGGACAAAAACAUGAACGGGUCUAUGAAUGGACACGCGCUGUCAGGCGCACUCAAUGGUGUUCAGAACAUGGGAAAUGCAAAAAUGCCAAGGCUUCAAGGUAACGGUGUUGAUCAGACGAUUGUGAAUGGUGUAGAAAGGAGUAAGGAAAAAAUGUUGAAGAUGAAAAAAGCUAUGAAUGGAAUGGAAAACCAGACCCUGUUGAAAUGUCAGAAUGGACUCGCAAAUGGCUGCGCGAUGCGUUCUGGAGUACCAGCCGAUGGAAGUGGAAGAGACUUGACUUUCCUGAAACAUCUGACAGAGGUCAUCAUGAGUGACGCCCUGGAUAAAGCUCUAAGACCCGAAAGCAAAGUGGUUGAGUUUCGGCACCCCAAGGAGCUGGAAUCGCUUGUGGAUUUGAGACUGGAAGACAAGCCAGUUGGAGACGUACAGUUGCUGGACAUGUGUCGAAAAGUGAUCAAAUACAGCGUCAAGAGUGGUCACCAGAAUUUUUACAACCAGUUGUUCGGAGGAUUCAACAUGUAUGGCUUAGGUGGAGCUUGGUUAACAGAGGCGCUCAACACCAGUCAGUACACUUUUGAAGUGGCACCUUUGUUUACGCUGAUGGAGAAAGAAGUGUUUAAAACCAUGAGGUCGCUAAUCGGAUUUAACGAAGGAGAUGGUAUAUUUUGUCCAGGGGGUUCCAUCUCUAACAUGUACGCCAUCAGUUUGGCCAGAUUCAAGAAGUUUCCAGAAGUUAAGACAAAGGGCAUGCAUGGAAUCCCACCCGUCUGCAUUCUUACAUCAGAGCAGAGUCAUUACUCUUUGAAGAAAGGCGCAGCGUUCCUGGGUAUUGGACUGGAUAACGUGAUGACUGUCAAGUGUGAUGACCGAGGCAAGAUGAUGCCAGCAGAACUCAGGAAGACGAUAGAUAAUGUCAUCUCACAGGGGUUUACACCAGUUAUGGUGAACGCUACUGCAGGAACAACUGUUCUGGGAGCUUACGACCCCAUUGAGGAGAUCAGUGGUAUCUGCCAACAGUAUGGCAUAUGGCUGCACGUGGAUGGUGCGUGGGGCGGAAGUGUUCUGUUGUCAAGGAAGCACAGGAACGUGAUGGCUGGAGUGCACAAGGCUGACUCAAUGACAUGGAAUCCUCAUAAAAUGAUGGGAGCUCCUCUUCAGUGCUCUGCGUUCCUCACCAAACACAAGGACCUAUUGGAUCGAUGUCACAGCGCCAAAGCGACGUAUCUCUUCCAACAGGAUAAAUUUUACGAUGUGAGUUACGACACGGGAGACAAAUCUGUUCAGUGUGGUCGCAAGGUUGACGUCCUCAAGCUGUGGCUCUUGUGGAAGGCAAAAGGCAACACAAGAUUCGAGGAAGAUAUCAACAAUGUGUUCGACUGUGCGAGGUACUUAACCGAUCGAAUUGCGACGAGGCCAGGAUUUAAGCUAGUUUUAGCUGAGCCCGAAUGCGCCAAUGUGUGUUUUUGGUACAUUCCACCCAGGCUACGGAAUCAGCCAGAAACUACAGAAUGGUGGGCCGAAAUUGGAAAGGUGGCACCUGAAAUUAAGAAGAGGAUGAUGAAGGAAGGGACAGUUCUCGUGGGCUACCAGCCCCUCGAACACAGGGUCAACUUCUUCAGGAUGGUUAUUGCCAAUUUACAGACGACUAGGGAAAACAUGGACUUCUUCAUCAGCGAAGUGGAAAGGCUGGGCAACGAUCUGUGAAACACAGCUGCAUGUCUGUAACAUUUUCACGUCACCGACUUUUGACAUUUGGUGUAUACCUUUGACAGAUCUAUGGCCUCUUACAGCUCCCUAUACCCAUCAAGACAGGGAACAUUCGGUCAUGUUCAAUCAGUCUGUUUAUUUAAUAGCUCCAUUGUACAUGGGAUCACACGUAUGUAAGGUGUCUUACAUUAAUGUGCUGCUGCUGCAGGUGUAGCUUUUAUCUUAACAAUAAUUUGUUAUUUGGCUAAGCCAGGAUUUUGUUAACAAUCUUGUGUAGUGUAGUCGGAUGCUGAAUCACAGCUGUCCCUUUCUUCCCUGCAGGUUGUGUAAGAUCUAUCUUCCCUGCAGGUUGUGUAGGAUCUAUCUUCCCUGCAGGUUGUGUAGGAUCUAUCCUCCCUGAAGGUUAACUGAUAUCCCAUCCCCUCUUUCUUAUACGUUGAGUGAGAUCUUUUCUUCCCUACAGGUUGCGAGAGCAAGUCUCUCUUAAUCUCUUAACAGGUUGAGGAAUAUUCUUUUUCUUCCCAACAGUAGGAGAGAUAUCUUUUUCCUUCCCAACAGCUUAAGGGUUAAUCUUUUCCCCUCAUGCUGAAGGCCUCAGUUUGAAAUAUUUGCUAGAACCAAUUGGGAGGUUAACGAUACCUUUUAAUAACACACUAGAAUUGUGUCAGUAUCUGGUCACGCGCAACAUUCAUCACUCUUUGUUUGAAAAAGUGUUGUUUUUUUUUAUUAUGAUAAAUAUUUUGUUGUUUUUAUAUAUUAUAUAUUUAUGACCCGAUGUCUGUAGAUUAAUGCUGUACAAUGAAAAUAUCGUUUAAUGUGUACAUUUGUGUGCUGUUCGAAUAUAGACUGAAAUUACAGUGUCGUAUCCUGCUUCUUGGGAGCUUUAUGCUUCAGUGUACGAAGCGAAUCUCAGUUCACAUCGUGUAUUUGGCCUAGCUGGGCUGGGUCACUUAACGUUUGUCAUCUGUAUAGGGAUAUAUAAGACAAGGUAUCAUGGUUUACGAGCAGCUGCUAGUGUGUCCUCUUUUCCCAAUGCUACCAAGCGCAUGAGUAAUUUUCUUCCAAUUGCCUUUUACAACAGGCUAGCUUUUGAAAUUAUGUUUUGUGCAUAAGUCACCGUUUGUUACUUAUUUUAUGUAGUGUACAAAUAAAAUAAAAUAUU